Lymnaea stagnalis (great pond snail) is the source of this 6693-nucleotide messenger RNA. The record is from the annotation of a GenBank genome assembly. Lineage: Eukaryota; Metazoa; Mollusca; Gastropoda; Lymnaeidae.
GUUUCCUAUAAAAUAAGGCAACUAUUUUUGGUCCACGUCUAUCAUCCAACCGUGAGACACAAUACAAUGGCGUCGUUGAAACUAUGCAUCGUUGUCCUGGCCUUGGUGUUCGCACUCACUGAGUGUAGUAUCAACAAGAAGAACUUCAAGAAAGCCCAUGUCCGGGGCACCAGGAGUCUGAAGGCUGAGAACUACUCCAAGAGACAAGGUAAACCACUUCGACUGGUCUAGUAAUACAUAUGCCAAACAUAGAACUAUUACCACUGAGAUUACGGUUGGCGAGGGGGGUAGACAUUCAGUUUAAACUGUUUGCUGGUAAGAUUUAACUUUAGACAGAACAGAAAUUGGUAAAGAUCUACCAAGGAAAAUUAAAGGGAGCUAUAUAAGUGUCAGUGUCAUAGCCCUAGCAUCAACAAAUAAUCCAAUUUAAGCACAUUUAUAUAAUUUAACUGUAUUAUUGUAUUUCAUGUUCUUUAAAUAACACGAUAUCUAUAUCACUGAGACUAAUGCUGGUUGUUUUCAGCUCUCCAGAUAAACUCUCUAGACUAAAAUAAAUAUUGUAUAUGCUAAAAGGGAGAGAAUAAGUUUUUAGUUUGAAAUUUGCAAUAGUGUUGUUUUGUAAUAGCCAAUAUUUUGCUGUGGGCGUUAUUUUUUUGUUGUAAUACCCAAUAUUUUGUUCUUAUGCACAAUAUUUUGUUCUUAUGCACAAUAUUUUGUUGAAACAGACAAAAUUAUGUUGCAUUUGUGAUUUAUUGCCACGUGUCAAAUCUCUCCAUAAUUUAUUACAAUUUCUUGUCGACUUAAUGGAUGAAUCACUUUAAAUAAGAUACGUUUGUUCUGUCUCCUUUCAACAGCAUCUUGCGGUCCCAAUGAGUUCCAUUGUACCAACGGCCAGUGUGUCCAGCUUGACUGGUUCUGUGACACGGACCGUGACUGUAGUGACGGAAGCGAUGAGUCCCAAUGUCGUAAGUGGAACAUACAAAAAAUACAAAAAAAAACCUCUUCUUUUCAUACAACAGCCACUAGGAACAGAGCGGUUCUAAAACCAUCACCACUGAUUCUAAGCUCCAAAUAUGUUUUAUUACACGACGUUUGAUUUGCAAGUGAUGUAGUUUGUUUAAUGACGUUAACAUGUUAUUAAGUUAUCAGACAUCUUUUUUUCCAAGCACGUGAUGCCGCAAUUAUAUUUUGUAUGUGUUUCCUACCUCCAAGAACACGUUCCAACGAUCUAAAUAAAUUUUCUAGUUUAAAAAAAAAAAGAUUUUUUAAAUCAAUUUAAUGAUAGGACGAGAUAGGAAGGAAUGUUUCUGUCACUGAUAGGAUGGGGGGGGGGGGGGGGGGGGGGGGGGGAGGGGCCUCCUCCCACGGAGAAGGUAAAGUGACCACCCCCCAACCCCCCCUCCCGUGAAAAUUAUGUCCAAAAAUAAAGUAAACGAAUAAUUUAUUAAAAAUAAAUUGUUAUUUUAUAACUCUUUGAUUAAAAAUUAGUAAACUCGUGUAAUCAAUGAAUAUCUAUAAUCUUGAUUUAUUUGAUGAUCCGAAUAUUUAAGGCAACUCUAAGAUGAUCACUCGAUUCUAAAUACCGUAUUUUUUUUCUCCUAAAAAAAAAACAUGCCUCAGGUGGUUUGAAGUUUAAGCCGCAUCAUGACUUCCCGUUGUUCACAUAUAUUGAUGACGUCAUUUCUUUAUUAGUGAACAACCAGCUUUUCUUGAGUAAAUCUCUCUCUAAAGAGGUGGGCACUGCCUUCGUCCACCUCGACUGCAUUUCGACUCCCCCGCCCCCUUACCCUGGGUCGAAAAAUGUGUUAAAAAUGUGGCAAACAUAAAAUUUUAUUUUUAAAAAGCAACGAAAUAAUAAAUUGUUUUCAACGGUUAAGAUUUGUAAGUGGUAUCUCUAAUCAAAUAACGUAAAGGAAAUGGUGAAACGAAGUAACAUGCUGCACAUGUUUGGUGUAGCUAACAUUCCUAUUUUAUACCGGUAUUUGUGUGUGUGUGUGCGUGUAAGUGUGUGUGUGCUUGUAAGUGUGCGUGUGUGUAUGUGUGUGUGCUUGUAAGUGUGUGUGUGCUUUUAAGUGUGCGUGAGUGUAUGUGUGUGUGCUUGUAAGUGUGCGUGUGUGUAUGUGUGUGUGCUUGUAAGUGUGUGUGUAUGUGUGUGUGCUUGUAAGUGUGUGUGUGCUUUUAAGUGUGCGUGAGUGUAUGUGUGUGUGCUUGUAAGUGUGCGUGAGUGUAUGUGUGUCUGCUUGUAAGUGUGUGUGUGCUUUUAAGUGUGCGUGAGUGUAUGUGUGUGUGCUUGUAAGUGUGCGUGAGUGUAUGUGUGUGUGCUUGUAAGUGUGUGUGUGUGUAUGUGUGUGUGCUUGUAAGUGUGUGUGUGCUUUUAAGUGUGUGUAUGUGUGUGUGCUUGUAAGUGUGUGUGUGUGUGUAUGUGUGUGUGCUUGUAAGUGUAUGUGUGCUUUUAAGUGUGCGUGAGUGUGUGUGUGUGUGUGCUUGUAAGUGUGCGUGUGUGUGUGUGUGCAACAUACAGUGAUAAAAAGACGCCUUUAAGAAACACACACUGAGUGUUCCUAUUUAAAAGGAUUUUCUUGACUUUGCGAAUAUAUUAGUUUCCUAAAACUGUGUAUCCAUAGUUUGGUUCUAUACAGGUUACAAUGAUUAAACUUAGCAGCAGCCAAAAGCUCAACAUCAGCUAAAGUGAAUUUAGUUGAUGCUGGGUCAGAGCGGGAAGUUAUAGUUGAUCAUGGGUUAGGGUUAUGCGUAAUUGUUGGCAUUUCCCGGUGGCGUAAAUUGCAUAAGUGCCACCCUGGGGUCGCUAAGACUUUUGCCACCGACCCACCCCCAAAAAAAAAUGAAAAUGAUCCCCCAGGGGUGGACAUACCGCUAUGUCCAGCCUUCUUACGCCGCUAGGACUGCCCACCCGAACAUCUGAGAUGCCGUCCCGACGUAAGAAAUUUGCUGAAAGAAACAAUGCUGAAAUCCCUAAAUGUUUUCUUUCCAGCAACCGACUGUACCGGUGAGCAUCAACUCAAGUGUAACAAUGGAAGAUGUAUCACCAGGGAGUACAUGUGUGAUGGUGAUGACGACUGUGGGGACAUGACUGAUGAGACAGACUGUCGUAAGUAUUGAGUUGACAUGACCGAUAGUCCGAAGCCAGGGUUUCCCAAACUUUUUUUUUUUCCUUCUUCCAAUCAUUGCGUCCUUCCUGCAUCUGGUAUUUCCCAAUGCACAACGUGUCAGAAUCAAACAAAUGCACUACGGAACAGUGAGAGAUGCAAAAAAUACUUCUGCUCCCAACGUAUAGUAAAUCUCUCUAUUUGUUUUGUGAUGAAAAUACAAACGUUAAGAAAUACUUGAAUAGCCUACUUAAACAAACAGCACCGUUGAAUGUGAAUGUUUGAAGACGUGUCCAAUCUACAGCUACGUGUAUACGUAGACAUCGAUACAGCUGAAGUUAUCGCGUAUUAUUUCAUGUUACUGUUUUUUUUUUAAACACUUCGCGGUGCCCCUGUGACGAAGUGCACAGUUUGGGAACCGCUGUCCUAACCCUUGUUGAGACAGUUGCUGGUGAAAAUCUGGUCUUGAUUCAGGGACUUAGCGCCUGUACCAGUAUAACAUAAUUAUAUUUUUUUUUAAAUCUUUAAAAUCGUAAAAGUAACGUACAAUUAUUUUAUUACAAUGUUUAAAUAUUCUGUCACUAUAAGGAAACCAAACAAUUGGCUUCAUUUGGCAUCUAAGAGUUGCAUUUGCUGUCAUUAAUAGUUAGGUAUAUUGUGAAUUAUAUCGACCUUUAUAUUCUUGUAAGGCUGUAGUCAGUACGCUCUAGAAUGGUUAGUACCAGCCUGAUCAAAAUAUGAAUGUUGUGAAACGUGAUUAUCCAAUGCAGACAAGGUUGAAUGCACCAGCGGUGAGCUCCACUGUGACAACUACCUGUGUAUAGAGAACGAGUGGGUCUGUGAUGGAGACAACGACUGUGGUGAUGGGUGGGACGAGAGGAACUGCAGUAAGUCAAGCGGUUUUCGUGGAAGUGGGGUCUUUUUAGAUUUAGAAUUGAUCCAUCCACACACAGUACUAUAACAGCAGUUUAAAUAAAAUAUCUUUUAAUUAGGUUCCAAGACAUUGAUUGCCCUGUUUGUAUGUCCCUUGACAUGAACUCAUUUCCGUCUGUCUUCCGCCCCAUGACACAGCCGGAACGUGCAGUGCAACUCAGUUCCUGUGUGCCGACGGCUCCAGAUGUAUUGAUUCAAGAUGGCGCUGUGAUGGCGACUUUGACUGCAAUGAUGACAGUGAUGAACACGACUGUCGUGAGUGCCGUACAAUAUACUAGAAACAAAAUGUUCCAUAACAAUAUUUUGCGAAUAAAUGUUUUAUACAAUGUACAUCAGCAGACGAAUCAAUAUUAUCAUAGGAAAUAUAGUGUUAGUAUAUGUAACAUAUGUAGUAUUCGUACUGCUCCGUAUAUAUAGGACCAUGAUUAUGGUACAAAAUAUUUGUGUCUGAGACUCACAAACAUUCUAACUUUCGCAUUACGGAAACGGCCUCACGUUAUGACCCUAUAACAGUUAUGAGCUAUUUAAACAUUCUAACUUUCGCAUUACGGAAACGGCCUCACGUUAUGACCCUAUAACAGUUAUGAGCUAUUUGUAACAAAAUUCUUUAAUCUAACACUGGUCCUGAUGUAAAAAUCUCAAUAGAGUUUUUCUACCAUACUAAAUCUUAUCACUUUUUUUGACUAGCUUAUUCUAUUAUUUUAUGAUAGCGGUUAGGCUGUUUCGUGUGAGAAAUGUGUGGUAAAAAAAAAAUGUACUUUGAAAUUGGGCUCCAUUUUAUACCGCAUUGAAGCAAUGUUAUCCUUACCGGUAAAAAGUGGCGUAGGAAGGGGGGGUGCGAAAGGUGCGGGGCGCGUCCAGGAAGAGGUGGAACUUUUUUGUUUAAAAAUGGAUGGGCGACAAUCUCAGCAACCUGCGGCCAUACUUUGUUGAAGUUGGCGUCGAAAAUCUUGGCCCAAUCCGGGCGGCACUAACUCUAACUACGCCCCUGCCUGUAAACGAUCUAUACAAUUCAUCUUCUUGACCCACUCACAAUCACAUUGGGCGACCGAGCGCGCUUUGUAUCAUGCGCAUAAAGAAGGGUAAAGUAGAUCGAGCAUUAAGCAAAGCUGUAUUCGUGUAUUACUACGGAUUAUAUUUACUUUUAUUUUAAAAAUUUAAAACAUUUUUGAAUGUUUUAAUAUUAAAAUUAAAAAUUUAUUUCAUGAACAUGUAUUUUAUCAUUUUAAAAAAAUAUUACUAAUUGAUAAGACUAACCUAUCGCAUUUAUAAGUGGACUUGGCAUUAUAGAGCCUUUUUUUUUUUAAACAAAACGUCAGGCGGGUCAUAAUUUUAUUUAAAUCACGUGUCACUUGAAUCGCAUUAUGCGCGGUGAUAUACAAUUGCAUAGGUGAUGGCUUUACAGCCCUUAACCAUUUAGAUAGGCGAUGGCUUUACAGACCUUAACCAUUUUGAUAGGCGAUGGCUUUACAGCCCUUAACCAUUUAGAUAGGUGAUGGCUUUACAGUCCUUAACCAUUUAGAUAGGCGAUGGCUUUACAGCCCUUAACCAUUUAGAUAGGCGAUGGCUUUACAGCCCUUAACCAUUUAGAUAGGCGAUGGCUUUACAGUCCUUAACCAUUUAGAUAGGUGAUGGCUUUACAGCCCUUAACCAUUUAGAUAGGUGAUGGCUUUACAGCCCUUAACCAUUUAGAUAGGUGAUGGCUGUAUAGUCGAUAUUAUUUUUUUUUGGUGUACAGCCGUUAACCAAAAAAAAAAUAAGUGACAACUGUGCAGCCGGUACGUGUUUAUUAUUGAAUACAUUUCCCAGCUAAUAGCUAAACAGAAACGAUCUAUUUGAGAUAACAUGUCAUUGGCUGAAUGCUGAAUUCAUUUAUGAAUGGAAGGAAUGUAAUCACCUCUCACUGGCAUCAAUUCAUGACGUCAUAGCCACCCUUUCUCUCUGACAGCGUGUGAUGAGACCACACACUUCAAGUGCAAAAACAGCGUUUGCAUCAACAUCAACUGGAAAUGUGAUGGAGACAACGACUGUGGUGACGCCUCUGACGAAACAGGAUGUCGUAAGUUUAAAAAAACAAAACACUUAUAUUGGAACUUUCAGUAUAUUAUUUUGUUUUGUAUUUUGUUGGUUUUUUUGUGAGUUUUUUUUUUGUGUUUUUUUUUUUUNUUUUGUAAGUAAAUAGACAAAAAUUGUGUUUCUUCAGAUACAAUUUUUUUGAACAAAUAAUUUCCCACGAAUGCAGCGGAUUACAAAUAAAUUAUUCACCAACUAUGGCAUUUAAAAAUAUAUGUAUUCAUGUAUAAUUUUCGAAGGCACCUUUAAAUUGAUGACGUCAUUGCGUAUCUCUCUCCCCCCCCCCCCUCAGCUACUCUCCACCCCAGUCUCUGUGACGACAUGAUGUCACUCCGUGACUGCGCCUUGAUGAACGAGACCGCACAUCCCAUCUGUCUCGAUGCUGUGGAAGGACACAAAUAUUGUCGUAAAUACUGUGGGCUGUGCCUCAUCGACCCCAAUGUCACUCACCCUUAAACUGUCAGAGGAAAUAUCAUUGUCUUCAUCCAUGCAAAUAUUACACCUUCAAUGCGACUAUUGCUCAUGUAAAUGAAUUUUGAAAAAAAAUCAUUAUUUUUCAGUAAAUCCUUAAAAACAUUUA